CGAAUCUUGGUAUAUUCAAAUCGAAAAAUCGGAUCUAAAACUUUAACAAAAUAUAAAGAAAAAACAAGCAUAGUCGCAGUACAAAAUGCCACACUUAUACGUUCUGAUUUUUGCGUUAAUAUCAUCAUUAUGUUUUGUUAAAUGUGAUAUUUCCAAUGAAGAAGAACUGAAAAACUUCUUAGAUAAUUUUGAUAAUGAAUUAGCUACAAUUAAUGAUCAAAAAACUGAUAUUGCUUGGAAAAAGGAUGCAUAUUAUAAUGAAGAGGAAGCUGAAGAAGGUGAAACACCAGAAGAAAUAAAAUUAUCAAAAGAAUUAACUAAAUUAAAAAAAUUUAUAAAUGAAGAAAAAACUAAGAGUAAAUUUAAUUUAAAUGAUAUAAAAGAUAAUAAAUUAAAUGAUUUAUUUACGAAUCUACCAAAUCUUGGUUAUGAAGCAUUAAAUGAAGACGAUAUGGCAGAAUUAGAAGCUACACAAGCUAAUAUGUCUUUAAUAUAUAGAAAAGUGUAUAUAUGUUCAUUUGAAGAUCGACAAUUGUGUAAUUUAACACUUAUACCACAUGUUCAAGAAAUCAUUCAUAAUUCUAAUAAUACUGAAGAAAUUGAAUAUUAUUGGAAUGAAUGGCAAACAAAAAGUGGUUUUCAAGCAAAAGAUGAUUUUACAAGAUUUAUUGAAUUUUAUAGAAAAACUGCUACUGCAAAUGGUUAUCAGAAACCAUCAGAUUAUUGGUUUAGAAAAUUUGGUAAAGGUGAUGAAAUCAUACGAAUUAUAGAUAAAUUAGUAGUACAAAUACAACCAUUAUUUGAACAAUUUCACGCACGUAUUCGUGGUUUAUUAAGACAAAAAUAUGGAUCUGAAACUAUACGUUAUAAUUGGCCAUUCCCACAACAAUUAUCAGAGAAAUAUAUUAGUGCUGCUUUUCGUAAUGAAGAUCAUGAUGGUAUUGAAUUACCAUAUCAUGAAGCUGGAUUACCGAAUGUUACGGAAGCGUUACAGAAAAAAGAACUUCUACCAAAAUCUUUCUUUGAAUUAGCUGAAAGCUUUUACCAAUCUAUUGGUCUUACUCCUCUCGAAAGUGAUUUCUGGGAUAAAAACGUUUUACCUAAAGGUGAUCCAAGCGAAACAUAUUUAUAUUGCACAAAUAAAGUAUACAAUUAUUAUGGUAAAAAUACAUCACCAAAAAUGACACAUUGUCCGAAUGUAGAUAAUCUACGUUUAAUGAAUAUGUUUGAGACUGUCUCUACUUUACAUUUUCAUAAAGAAUCUAAAAUUCAACCAACACUAUUUCAAAUGGAACCGUUUCAGGAUUUCUAUGAAUCAUUAGGAAAAGUUUUCUCAUUAUCAGCAACAACACCAAAAUAUUUAGAAAAAAUUGGAAUAUUACCAAGUGAUGCUUAUAAUGCAGAAAGACGAUUGAAUAGAUUAUACUUUUUGGGUUUCCAAGAAGUUUUCGUCCUUCCAGUUUUAUAUAUUCUUGAUAAAUAUCGUAUUGACGUUAUGAAUGAGAAAAUUAAAACAUGGGAUAAUUGUGCAUAUUGGGAUCUUACCGAAAAAUAUACUGGAGCUAUACCACCAUAUCAAAGAUCAAAUAAAGAUUUUGAUAUACCAUCGAAACUUUUAAUAGGUGUUGAUGAAAUUUAUUCAGGAACAAUCAUUGGUACAGCAAUUAAAUAUCAAGUUUAUAAACAUUUAUGUGAAAAAGCAGGACAAUAUGAAAAAGGAAAUCCAAAUUUACAAUUAAAUGAUUGUGAUUUAUCAGAUCAUCCUGAGAUUGGUGAAAAUGUUUCAAAAGCAAUGUCACUUGGAUCAUCAAAAUCAUGGAAAGAAAUCUUGUCUAUAUUAACUGAUGGUGAAACUGAACUUAGUUUUGAUGGUUUAAUUGAAUAUUUUGAACCAUUAAUAGAAUGGUUGAAAAAGGAUAAUGAACAAAAUAAUGCUGAAGUUGGAUGGCAAGAAACCAAUCAAUGCAAAGCAUAAAAGAAGUGUCUUAAUAAUUAUUGUGAUUACAUCAAUGUGCCAAUGCUUAAUUAAAAAAAAAACUUGCCAGUUUUCUAAUAAUAAUUGUUUUUUUUUCUACCAAAUUUUGUACCUGAAGGAUCAAUUGAAAAUAAAAAACAAA
Messenger RNA from Condylostylus longicornis, 2117 nucleotides. RefSeq names its product angiotensin-converting enzyme (gene Ance-2). Gene Ontology annotation, cellular component: plasma membrane. Gene Ontology annotation, biological process: proteolysis. The transcript is spliced from 8 exons. Lineage: Eukaryota; Metazoa; Arthropoda; Insecta; Diptera; Dolichopodidae. Gene Ontology annotation, molecular function: metallopeptidase activity; peptidyl-dipeptidase activity. Bases 86 to 1975 code for a protein of 629 amino acids. The record is from RefSeq and is a predicted model, not a curated record.